This is a messenger RNA of Bipolaris oryzae ATCC 44560, 960 nucleotides long. RefSeq lists its product as uncharacterized. Lineage: Eukaryota; Fungi; Ascomycota; Dothideomycetes; Pleosporales; Pleosporaceae. The record is from RefSeq and is a predicted model, not a curated record. The coding region runs from base 1 to 960 and encodes 319 amino acids. The transcript has a single exon.
AUGAAGGACCAAAGCACAGCUAUUCUUCCUACAAGUAGCCCCACUGAGACAGAAGCCGCAGCAGCUCCACCCCCACUGAAGCCAUCUGAGACUGCCGGCGUAGUAGUCGGCAGCACAGCCGGAGUUCUCCUCGCAAUCGUCGCUGCAAUCUUCCUCAUCCGCCGCUAUCACGCACUGAAACACUCCAGCGAUGACUCCGGCCCAUACCCAGAAAUGGCCUACCUAUACGACCCAUUCCCCGACCAUUCCGACCGUGACAGCAGCCCCAACGAGACCUCAACCCUCAUACCCAGAGACACUGUUAUCUUACCAUCCACCUCAAACAAAACCAACCCACUCCCCCGCACCCCCCACAACUCCCUCGACAACGAAUACCACCACGCCGACACCAACCCCACCCGCUACACACUCCCCGGCAACCCCUUCACGUCCACCGACCCCUUCCUCUCCUGGCGCAGCUCCCACAUCCUCGCCCCAACCCCAACCCCAACCCCAACCUCCCCCUCCCCCUCCGCCCUCGCCACCGCAGUAAAAUCCUACAGCAAAGGCCCCCAAAAACCUCUCCCCCAACCCCCACACGCCCACCAUACUCCUCUACCCAACCCCCACCAUACCCCCACACCAUCCACACGCAGCAGCAUAAAACCCCAACACUCACUACGCCGACUCUACUGGGUCGAUCAAGCAUCAAGACCGUAUACACCUCUCGCGCAAGAAUCCACCAACAAAAGACAGAAGCGUGGCCGCAUGGCUACGCACGACUUACCGCUUCCGGUAGAUGCGAGGAGCGAGACGCCGGAUUCGAUUACUCUAUAUGCAGCGGCGGCGUCGUCGCCGUCGUCGUCAUCGGCUCCGUUGUGUUAUUUUCUACCCGGCGGGUUCUCGGGAAGUGCGGAGGCUGAGGAAAGUAUGGUGGAAGAGAGGGAGGACGACAUCGUCGUCGUCGUCGUCGCCACCUGA